Mucor mucedo is the source of this 364-nucleotide messenger RNA. RefSeq names its product 50S ribosomal protein L36e. NCBI's taxonomy places the organism in Eukaryota, Fungi, Mucoromycota, Mucoromycetes, Mucorales, Mucoraceae. Bases 55 to 360 code for a protein of 101 amino acids. Gene Ontology annotation, molecular function: structural constituent of ribosome. The record is from RefSeq and is a predicted model, not a curated record. The transcript has 3 exons. Gene Ontology annotation, biological process: cytoplasmic translation. Gene Ontology annotation, cellular component: ribosome; cytosolic large ribosomal subunit.
CAGGAGGAGGCUGCAGAUUCGUGAUAACGAUCCCCCUCUUUCAUCAUACAUACAAUGGUUGCAUCCAAGUCUGGAAUCGCUGUUGGUCUCAACAAGGGCCACAUCACCACUCGUCGUGAACUCAAGGUUAAGCCCUCUAACAAGAUUGGUGUUGCUUCUCAACGUAACGUCUUCGUUAAGAACAUCAUUCGUGAAGUUGCCGGUUUCGCUCCUUAUGAACGUCGUCUUAUGGAAUUGAUCAAGAACUCCAAGGAUAAGCGUGCCAGAAAGCUCUGUAAGGCCAAGCUCGGUUCUUUCCUUCGUGCCAAGAAGAAGAUUGAGGAACUCCAAUCCGCCAUCGCUUCUUCUCGUCGUGUUUAAAUUU